Molecule: messenger RNA, 2227 nt
Organism: Schizosaccharomyces octosporus yFS286
Lineage: Eukaryota; Fungi; Ascomycota; Schizosaccharomycetes; Schizosaccharomycetales; Schizosaccharomycetaceae
Product: U5 snRNP-associated protein Prp28
Exons: 1
Coding region: 70-2064 (664 amino acids)
Biological process (GO): mRNA splicing, via spliceosome
Cellular component (GO): catalytic step 2 spliceosome
Molecular function (GO): RNA helicase activity; RNA binding; ATP binding
Source: RefSeq, a predicted model, not a curated record
CUAUUUAUUUUAAAAACGGAAGUAUUUAAUUAAUCAAUUAAAGGAUUGAAACCUACUAAGCUAUCGUUCAUGUCCUCUAGAGCACCGAUUCCAUCUCUUGAAGAGAUUGUUAAAAACAAAAGGACUCGCGAAGAACGAGAAUCCAAACCAAAGUUUUUAUCUAAAGCUGAGAGAACACGUUUAGCACUUGAGCGAAGGAAAAAAGAAGUAGAGCAAGCUAAAAGCAGACAAUCCACCGAGUUGUCAGACUUGAAGAAUGGAAUAAUUAAUCAGUACGAAGAAGGGGCAAACGGUCUUGGGUCUGAAACUAAACUGGAUAAUCCAAAGUCGGUAACACCAGUAAGUAAUGAAAGCAACUAUGAAAAUACCGCAGAUGAAAGUUUCGCUGCUGCUGUUCGACAAAGAUACAUGGGAAUUCAACCCCGACCUCAAAAGAAACGACGAAGAAAUGCAGACAAAAAAUUUGUUUUUGAUUGGGAUGCGACGGACGAUACAAUGAAGGAUGCGGAUUUCUUGGUUUCACCUGAAUCAACGAUUGCUGUGUUCGGUAGAGGCAAACUAGGAGGUUUUGACGAGAAAUCUAUAGAGAGCGUAAAAGAAAGAUCAGGAUUAAUUCAACGAUUAUUACAAGGAUCAGAUGAAGACAAAAAAAGAGCGCAUGAACUCUUGCACCUACACGAAAGAAAGUCCCGCAAGGUUGACUGGGAUGAUGUUCCUUGGAGAGAAAAACCUUUGGAAGCUAUGAAGCCUCGUGAUUGGAGAAUUUUAAGAGAAGACUACAACAUUUCCAUGAAAGGAGAUGAUGUUCCGAAUCCUUUGAGGAACUGGGAAGAAGCCAACUUACCCAGUGAACUGAUGAGUGUUUUAAGGAAAAAUAAUUAUAAAGAACCAAGUUCUAUUCAGCGUGCAUCAAUUCCUGUUUUAUCGCAGGGAAAAGAUUUGAUUGGAAUUGCUGAAACUGGUAGUGGUAAAACAGCAGCUUUCAUGAUACCUCUGAUACAAGCCAUUCUGAAAUACCCUCCUUUAGAUGAAAGAAAUCUUCAUCUUGGACCGUAUGCGAUCGUAUUAGCACCAACACGUGAGUUGGCACAACAAAUUCAAGCUGAAGGCAAUAAAUUUGCCGAACCUCUUGGUUUUCGCUGCGUUUCUGUUGUUGGUGGUCAUGCUUUUGAAGAACAAUCUUUUCAGUUGAGUCAAGGAGCUCAUAUUGUUGUUGCUACUCCUGGACGUCUAGUUGAUUGUCUUGAUCGAAGAGUUUUUGUUUUAAGUCAAUGUUCUUAUGUCGUUAUGGAUGAGGCUGAUCGGAUGUUAGACAUGGGUUUCGAAGAAGAUGUGAACAAAAUUUUGGAAUCUCUUCCUUCCUCAAAUAGUUCCGAUAAAAAUGCUAUCAUACCUGCUAGUGAGGGUCAGCCUUCCUCAAUGCGUCGAACCCUGAUGUUCAGUGCUACAUUACCUCCGAGGGUUGCAAACCUCGCACAACGAUAUUUAAAUAAUCCGACGCUACUGACUAUUGGUAGUAUUGGACAAGCUGUUGACAGAGUUGAACAAAUAGUUGAAAUGGUUUCUGACGACUCUAAGCGCAUGAAACGUCUUGAAGAGCUUCUUGAAUCCGGUAGGUUUGCUCCUCCUAUCAUCGUUUUUGUAAAUUUGAAAAGAAACAUUGAAGCCAUUUCAAAACAGCUGAAUACAUUAGGUUGGCGUGCUGUUACACUUCAUGGAAGUAAAAAUCAGGAACAAAGAGAAAAAGCUAUUGAACAACUGCGUGGCGGAACAGCUGAUAUUUUGGUUGCUACUGAUAUCGCUGGUCGUGGUAUUGAUAUACCUAACGUAUCUUUGGUACUUAACUAUAAUAUGGCCAAAAGCAUUGAGGAUUACACCCACAGAAUUGGCCGUACAGGCCGUGCUGGUAAGUCUGGUGUUGCGAUCACCUUUUUGGGCUCCGAGGAUGAAGAUGUCUUUUACGACCUUAGGGUAAUGCUGUCAAAAAGUGCUAAAGCACGUAUCCCGGAUGAACUGAAAAAUAAUGAAUUGGCCUUCUCGAGACACGCUCCUAUCACCCAAUAGUUUUUAUUUUCUGCAAGUUACUUUUGGGGGUCUGUAUAUUAUUUAUUUUGAAAUUACAUAGUAAUGAAUAGAAGGGCUUUGGAAUUAAGCAAGCAGAUAAUUUGCUCAACCAACUUAAUCUUUUCACUAGUAUCUACUUUACAACCUAAUGCUUGAAACCGUA